AUGGUGGCAGUCAAUAAAAGCAUACAUUCCCAAGAGAUUAUUUAUGACUCGCCAAUCGAGAGCCUUUUUAUCUCUCUACCCGUUCAUAAACUGAUAUUUAACUGUGUCUAUAUCCCUCCUGGGCAGCCUGCAUCUACUUAUUAUACUUACUGCAGUUCAGUAGACGAAAUUGUAUCGUCUUCGCCGUCAUCUUCUCUUAUAUUGGCGGGUGACUUCAACGUCCCCUCCUAUGAUAUCCCCAUCUCCGACCAAAACGCUGCGGACAGAACUAAAGGGGAGCUUCUUGAGAACCUUGUCGAGUUGCACUCCUUGGAUCAGGUUAAUCACAUGCGGAACUUCAGACAAGUCACUUUGGAUCUAAUAUUUAGCAGCAUAAAAUUUGUCUCCGUGGUUGCUGCUGAUGAUUGUCUGGUUCAGGCCGAUCCCCACCAUCCCCCUUUGGCCUUUUCCGUUCCAAUUGGACGAAGGACUCUUCCUGCUAGAUAUUUCACCUGCCCCAACCUGCGCAAGUGUGACUUGAAUGCUGCUUCUGAGAUGCUUUCAGCGGAGGAUCUCUCCUUCGUCUAUGCUACAACCAACGUCCAAGACAGCUUCGGAGGAUUGGUUUCAUUGCUUGGUGAUAUUUGUGUUAAAUGCAGCCCUCUUAAACGACUGGGAACCUCACCCUUCCCAAAAUGGUUUUCCAGGGAGCUCAUUAACCUGGUGAUACAAAAGAAGAUUGCGCACAAACUUUAUAAACUUACCUAUCUACCAACGGACUACACUCGCUUCUGUAUACUGCGUGAGGCUUGCAAGAACCUUAGUCGUAGAUGCCGCAUGGAUUAUCUGAGCCAUAUUGAAGAUUCCAUCCCGCACAAUCCCAACAGCUUUUGGAGUUUUGUCCGCACUUCUACUGAAUCUCUCGGAGUCCCUUCUACUGUCACACUUAGUGGACGCACUUCAUUGGACCUGCAGGAUAAAGCAAAUAUGUUUUCAGAAUUCUUUUCUUCUGUCUUCUCCCAGCCAGUAACUUCAGCUCCACACUUCGAUUUCAACACACACUCUUCUUUGGCGGCUAUAUCUUUCUCUGCUUCGGAGGUCUUAGAGGUCUUGAGGAAACUUGAUGUUAUGAGGGGUGCUGGCCCUGACAACGUACCACCAUCAUUUUUGUAUCACUGCAAAGACAUCUUAGUUCAACCCCUGACCACUAUGUUUAACCUAUCUCUACUGCAAUGGAAUAUUUCCUGA
Homalodisca vitripennis (glassy-winged sharpshooter) is the source of this 1227-nucleotide messenger RNA. RefSeq lists its product as uncharacterized. The record is from RefSeq and is a predicted model, not a curated record. Lineage: Eukaryota; Metazoa; Arthropoda; Insecta; Hemiptera; Cicadellidae. The transcript has a single exon. Gene Ontology annotation, molecular function: catalytic activity. Bases 1 to 1227 code for a protein of 408 amino acids.